Molecule: messenger RNA, 1450 nt
Organism: Silurus meridionalis
Lineage: Eukaryota; Metazoa; Chordata; Actinopteri; Siluriformes; Siluridae
Gene: ldhba
Product: lactate dehydrogenase Ba
Exons: 8
Coding region: 162-1166 (334 amino acids)
Biological process (GO): carboxylic acid metabolic process
Cellular component (GO): cytoplasm
Molecular function (GO): L-lactate dehydrogenase (NAD+) activity
Source: RefSeq, a predicted model, not a curated record
CUUUCUCCUCCUCCUCCCUCUGUCUCGCGGAAGCUGACUACCGAGAGUGCGCGCGCCCUUUCAGCACAUCACCGCCUGUCAUCAGAUAAACUUGGACAAGGAAACCGCUUCCUGCGUCUCCGAGGAUAUUUCACAUUGUCCCUCUGUCUCACUCUGAUAUCAUGGCCUCAGUCCUGGAGAAGCUCAUCACCUCCGUGAGCAGCGGUCCUGCUCAACCACCCACCAACAAGGUGACUGUGGUGGGAGUGGGGCAAGUGGGUAUGGCCUGUGCUGUUAGCAUCCUACUGAAGGACUUGUGUGAUGAGUUGGCCCUGGUUGAUGUGAUUGAGGACAAGCUGAAAGGAGAGAUGAUGGACCUGCAGCAUGGCAGCCUGUUCCUCAAGACCCACAAGAUAACUGCAGAUAAGGACUACGCAGUGACUGCAAACUCGCGCAUCGUGGUUGUGACGGCCGGCGUUCGUCAACAGGAGGGCGAAAGCCGCCUCAACCUGGUGCAGAGGAACGUCAACAUCUUCAAGCACAUUAUCCCUCAGAUCAUCAAAUACAGUCCCAACUGCACCCUCGUCGUCGUCUCCAACCCAGUGGACAUCAUGACCUACGUGACAUGGAAGCUCAGCGGUCUUCCUAAGCAUCGUGUCAUCGGCAGCGGCACCAACCUGGACUCUGCCCGAUUCCGCUACAUCAUGGCCGAGAAACUGGGCAUCCAUGCAAGCAGCUUCAAUGGCUACAUCCUUGGAGAGCACGGAGACUCCAGCGUGCCUGUCUGGAGCGGCGCAAAUGUUGCCGGCGUUAACCUGCAGAAGCUCAACCCGGCCAUCGGGACUGAUCAGGACCCUGAGAACUGGAAGGAUGUUCACAAGAUGGUGGUGGACAGUGCCUACGAGGUGAUUAAGCUGAAGGGUUACACUAACUGGGCCAUUGGAAUGAGUGUCGCCGAUCUGACUGAGAGCCUGGUGAAGAACCUGAGCAGAGUUCAUCCUGUCUCCACCAUGAUCAAGGGCAUGUACGGGAUCAAUGACGAGGUGUAUCUCAGCCUGCCCUGUGUCCUGAACUCCAGCGGCGUGACUAGCGUGAUCAACAUGACCCUUACUGAAGGUGAGGUGGGGCAACUCCGAAAGAGCGCCGAAACUCUGUGGAAGAUCCAGAAAGACCUGAAGGACCUGUGAAGUCAUCAUUUGGUGGCCACACACUUCUAACCCCUCCACACACAUUUUCUACUUCUUGUGUUGGAUGUGGAUUUAUCUUGUGUUGGUCAUUUUUGUUCACUUUAGGUAUAAAAGCUCAACCUCCAUCACAAUCUAUCAUUUUCUAGUGCAUUGUGAAUAAAAUGUAAAAUCACUUUCACACGUGUAGUGCAAACAAAGGAGUUUUGUAGUUUUUGUCAACAGGCGCCAGACACCCGUGUGUUCAAAAUGAUUUAAAAAUUCAAUAAAUCAUUGAUAAAAUCUUG